This is a messenger RNA of Pungitius pungitius (ninespine stickleback), 2847 nucleotides long. RefSeq names its product splicing factor 3b, subunit 2 (gene sf3b2). The coding region runs from base 70 to 2613 and encodes 847 amino acids. Gene Ontology annotation, cellular component: nucleus; U12-type spliceosomal complex. The record is from RefSeq and is a predicted model, not a curated record. NCBI's taxonomy places the organism in Eukaryota, Metazoa, Chordata, Actinopteri, Perciformes, Gasterosteidae. The transcript is spliced from 21 exons.
CGCUAGUCCAGUUCUGCGCCGCUCGCGUGUCCUCCGUAGCCGCCGUUGUCCCGUUGAGAGAACCUGAACAUGGCAUCCGACGGACCGCCGGGCACCGAAUCCCUCCAGUCCGAUUUAGGCAGCGCUAUCGCGGCCCUGAACACAUGGAGCCACUCGGAGCUUCACUCCAAGCUGGCGGAGCUGGGAGCACCCACGAUGGGUCCCAGAGAGGAGCUGAUGGACAGACUGAAGGGCUACAUGCUCCAGACCGGGAUCCUCCUCAGCAAACCUAAUGAUGACAAAUCUAUGGGCCCCCAGAUGUCCGGUAUCCCUCCCAUGCCCCCGAUGCCCAUGCCACCCAUGCCUCCCGGUAUGGGCAUGCUCCAGGCUAUGACCAUGAUGCCCGGGGGGCCCCCUCCGCCGGGCAUCCACAUGGGCAUGGAGCCCCCGGGUUUGCCCCCUCCGGGCCUAUCGCAGGAUGAUCAGCUGAAGAUGGCGCAGCACAGAGCGGCCAUGGUGCUACAGCAGGAGGAGAGAGCCAAGCAUCAGAUGAUGGAACAGCAGGAGAUGGUUACGAUGCAUAUGGGUGCAGUGCGAGGUAUGGAUCCACGUGGGCCGCUGCCUCCUGGUGUCAGUAUGAUGCCGACCCAAAAACAGAGAGUGCCCCCUCCUCCGGGAGAAGAUAACCGAGAGUGGCAGAGCGAGGAGGUGAGCAUCAGCGGGCCCAAGAUCCCCCAAGCCCUGGAGAAGAUCCUCCAGCUGAAGGACAUGCGACAGGAGCAGCUCACCGACCCCGCAGAGGAGGAAGACGAGUUGGACCUGAACAGAUCCUCGGCACCGCUCGUGUCUGAGACGGAAGACGACGACAGUCAGAUAUCCAAGAAGGAUAAAAACCGCAAACGCCGGAACCGCAAGAAGAAGAGCAAGCAGAAGCGAGCCCUGGAGAAGAAGGAGCAGGCGGAGCAGCAGGAGCAGAAGAAGGAGGAGGACGAGAAGAAGGAGGAGGAGGGCGGCGACAAAGACAAAGGGAAGGACAAAGACAAGGAGCCCGAGGUGGAGAUCGAGUACAUCACGGAGGAGCCGGAGAUCUAUGACCCCAACUACAUCUUCUUCAAGAGGAUCUUUGAGGCCUUCAAGCUGACCGACGACGUGAAGAAAGAGAAGGAGAAGGAGCCCGAGAAGACGGACAAGCCGGAGACGGCCGUGCUGCGGAAAAAGGGCUUCGAGGACGAGAGGAAAGACAGCGACGACAGCGACGAGGACAUGAGGCCGGACGUCUCUAAACUCUCCAAGAAGAAGAUGAGGCGGAUGAACCGGCUCACGGUGGCUGAACUCAAACAGCUGGUGGCCCGCCCGGAUGUGGUGGAGAUGCACGACGUGACGGCCCACGAGCCCAAGCUGCUGGUCCACCUGAAGGCCACCAGGAACACGGUGCCGGUGCCCCGCCACUGGUGCUUCAAGAGGAAGUACCUGCAGGGCAAGAGAGGUAUCGAGAAGCCUCCGUUUGAGCUGCCCGACUUCAUCAAGAAGACGGGCAUCCAGGAGAUGAGGGAGGCGCUGCAGGAGAAGGAGGACGCCAAGACCAUGAAGACCAAGAUGAGGGAGAAGGUCCGGCCCAAGAUGGGAAAGAUCGACAUCGACUACCAGAAGCUCCACGACGCCUUCUUCAAAUGGCAGAUCAAACCCAAGCUCACCAUCCACGGGGACCUUUACUACGAGGGCAAAGAGUUUGAAACUCGUCUGAAAGAGAAGAAGCCUGGCGAUCUGUCCGAAGAGCUGCGCAUCGCUCUGGGAAUGCCGGUCGGACCUAACGCCCACAAGGUGCCCCCUCCCUGGCUGAUCGCCAUGCAGCGGUACGGCCCCCCUCCCUCCUACCCCAAUCUCAAGAUCCCCGGCCUCAACUCCCCGAUCCCGGACAACUGCACGUUUGGUUACCACGCCGGGGGCUGGGGGAAGCCCCCCGUGGACGAAAUGGGAAAACCUCUGUACGGCGACGUGUUUGGGACCAACGCCAUAGACUUCCAGGCCAAAGCGGAGGAGGAGGAGGUGGAUCACGCGCCGUGGGGGGAGCUGGAGCCGUCGGACGAGGAGUCGUCGGAGGAAGAGGAGGAGGAGGAGAGCGACGAGGAGAAGCCGGACGAGACCGGGUUCGUCACCCCGGCGGACAGUGGGCUGAUCACCCCCGGAGGUUUCACAUCGGUACCCGCCGGCAUGGAGACGCCGGAGCUGAUCGAGCUGAGGAAGAAGAAGAUCGAGGAGGCCAUGGAUGGCAACGAGACGCCGCAGCUGUUCACGGUGCUCCCGGAGAGACGGACGGGCCCCGUGGGGGCCGCCAUGAUGGCUUCAACGCACAUCUACGACGUGUCGGGGGCCAUGGCGGCGCGUAAGGCGGCGGGCGGGCAGGAGUCCCAGGGGGUGGAGGUGGCCCUGGCCCCGGAGGAGCUGGAGCUGGACCCCAUGGCCAUGACCCAGAAGUACGAGGAGCACGUCCGAGAGCAGCAGGCCCAGGUGGAGAAGGAGGACUUCAGCGACAUGGUGGCGGAGCACGCCGCCAAGCAGAAGCAAAAGAAGAGGAAGGCCCAGCCGCAGGACACACGAGGCGGCGCCAAGAAAUACAAAGAGUUUAAGUUCUAGAGCACAGGCGGUGAGGCGGGGAACGGACGGGGAGGAGAUCUACGACGACGACAUCGACCGUCUGAGACCAGCGGCCGUAAACAGCUGUUCCUUUUUUUAAAAAAUGAUUUAGAUGAAGCUUUCCGUGACGUAAUCGGUGUCCCGUGAGGACUCGUUUCCUCCCUUUCAGCCUACAUCUUUCGUCUUGGUUAUUUUUACAUUGUAACUUUUUUUUUCUUCUGUAUUUCGUUUUUU